Pollicipes pollicipes is the source of this 3876-nucleotide messenger RNA. RefSeq names its product SCAPER domain-containing protein short spindle 3 (gene ssp3). NCBI's taxonomy places the organism in Eukaryota, Metazoa, Arthropoda, Thecostraca, Pollicipedomorpha, Pollicipedidae. The record is from RefSeq and is a predicted model, not a curated record.
AUGUUGAUGGUCGUCCAGCGUCGGCACCUGACCUCGGCUCUGCCAAUACUCUGGUCGGCCGGCCGCGGCGCCGCCAAGGGCCUCCACGCGCGCUACUGGAGCUUCCUGUUCGAGAACCUGCGCCGCGCCGUCGAUGAGAUCUACCAGACGUGCGAGACAGACGACAGUGUGCUCGAGUGCAAGGAAACCAUCAUGAUCCUAGAGAGGUGCACGCAGGACUUCCGUAACUUGAUCGAGUGGAUGAAGAUCAAAUGGGAGUAUGACCACACGCCGAAGCCCCAAAGACCGGCGUCGGUUGCGUGGGAAAUACGGAAGACCUCUCCAGGAAAGCUUCCUCUGGCUCUGGUCGAGAAGAAGCUGAUAGGCGACCAGAGCCGCCGUCAGCUGGCGUUCGAGGACCGGAGCACGGCGGACGCGGCCACGUGCACCGAUCUGCAGGCGGCCGGCGACCCGGACGGCGCCGUCGGCCGCUACCUGGAGCACGCGCUGCGCUCAGCCAUCGAUGCCACGGCCGCCGCCGGCGCCGACGCAGGCGUCGACACCUGCGCCGAUGCCGGCGCCGACUCCCGGACCGGCAUCCAGCGCUCGGUCACCAUCUGCACGGACCGGCCGCCGGCGCCGGCCCAGCUCUACUCCAGCUGCGUCAAGUCGCACUCCAACUCGUCGCUCAGCUCCACCACUUCGUCGUCGGGACACAGCUGGGCGGACCGGGAGGGCCAGGGCGAGGCGCGGCGUGAGGCAAAGCCGGUGCGGCUGGAGAUCGGCCGGAGCGACGCGACCAGCGGAGCGGCCAAGCGUGAGGUUGCCGGGACUCUGGCGCCGUCCGUUGCGCCUGCGGCGCCGCCUGCGGACCCGGCCAUACAUUCUUCCGUCCCCUGCCUUCGCUCCCCCUCGCCUCCCACCUCCUCGCCGCCCACCUCGGCCUCCCAGUCGCCGCCGGUGCUGGCGGUGCCGCCGCCGGCCGCGACCUCGGCCACGCCCGCCUCCGCCUCUGCGGCGGCGGACGGGGCCGGCCGUGAUCUGGCGUCGCCGGUGACCCCGCGUGACCUGACCUCGCCCGAGCUGGACGAGGACAGCGUGGACGAGGAGAUGGUGAUGGCCGAGAAGGCGCUGCAGUCGGCCAUCGUGGAGGAGCGCCAGCUGGAGCAGCAGCUGGCCGAGACGGAGAAGUGCGUCAUCGAGGUGGACACGGAGACGGACGGCGACUCGACCUCGAUCGACACCGAGUGUGAGGGCGACGGUGACGAGGAGUCGGGCCGCACGGCACCCACGCCGCGCAGCCUCAUCGAGGACCAGUACGCGCCCGAGCUGGAGGGCCUGUCGUGGGGCGACCGCAUGGACAUGCUGGAGGAGCUGGAGGACAUCUCCAGCCGCAAGCCGGGGCGCGGUCUCCAGAUGCACGAGAAGCUCUCAUCUCCCAGCCGCAAGAAGGCGCUCUCCGAGACGAUUCGACUGCACCAGGAGCGCCAGAAGAAGGCCAGUCACAUGCGCCAGACGCUGAUGGAGCAGAAGACGCAGAAGCUCAGCGAGAUCAGCAUCAAGAUCGAGGAGGUGCGUCAGCAGAAGGAGCAGCUGCUGGAGCGGCGCCGCCUGAUGCUGGAGCGCAAGAUGUCGCGCGCUGAGGAGAAGCGCAAGAAGCACUUGCAGGGUAUCGUGCGGCGCGCGCACGACGAAGAGGAGAAGGCCAAGGAGAUCGCCUUCAUCAACGAGAUGGAGGCCAAGAACAAGCGGCACGAGUUCCUCUCGCAGAUCCAGACGCAGGAGGCGCGCCUGGCCGGCAUCCAGGAGGAGCGGCAGCGCCGCGUGGAGGAGAAGGCCGCCAAGGAGGCGGCCGUGGAGGAGAAGCGACGCGCCCUGGAGCAGGAGCGGCGCGUCAAGCUGGAAGAGCUUAAGCAGAAGCGCCAGGAGCGCCUGGAGCGCAUCCACCGCGAGCAGCAGGACAAGGAGAAGGAGCGCCAGGAGAUGGCGCGCGAGAAGCAGCGGGACCGGGACGAGCGGAUCUCGGCGCUGCACGCGGCCCAGCAGGCGACCGCCGAGGAGCUGCAGAAGCGCAUCCAGCAGAAGCAAGAGGAGUCGGCGCGCCGCCACGAGGAGAACAUGGUGCAGAUUCGCCAGAAGGCGCUGGAGCUGAGCGUGCGCAGCGCCGCCGCCGGCAGUGACGACACGGGCGCCCAGCUGGCGCCCUACGACACCAAGAAGAUGUGCACGCUCUGUAACGUGCUGAUCGGCUCGGAGGUGUAUCUGCUGUCGCACCUGCGCGGCCGCCAGCACCAAGAGUCGGUGCGCGCCGCGGCCGGCGCCGACCUGGCGGGCGAGGAGCUGCUCACGUACAACCUGCGCCACAUCACCGACGCCGCGCCCCAGCACAUCAUGAACAUGACCUUCGACAAGGAGCGCCACAAGACGCUGCGCAAGCGCUGCAAGAAGAUCAAGGCGCGCAUGGUGGCCAGACAGGAGGAGUUCGCCAAGUCGUCGCAGGUGCGCCAGCCGCCGGUGGACUCGCCGCACCGUGCCAAGCUGACCAAGUGCGUGAAGGAGCUGAACAAGACCGUGUCCGGCCAGGGCCGCGGCCCGUGGCCGAACGCGGCCGUCUCCGCUCUGGACCGCACCCUGGGAGAGAUGACGCGUGUCCUCGAGAAGGGGAUUCGCGGCCGACCAGACGACCCUGUGCGCCAGCGGCGGCCUGGCCGUGCUCUCCGGCAUCAUCUCCGAGAUCGAGCAGGAGCUGGCACGAGACGUCGAGAUCGUGCCGGCCCGGACGGUGGGCAACGUCAGCCGGGCGCUGGCGGCCGCCUGUCGGGACCACGCGGACAACUGCCUGCACCUGGUCAACAGCAACAUGGUGGGCGGCGCCCUCGACUUGCUGAUGACCAGGCUCACCCGGCUGUCGUCCACGUGCGCGGCCGCCGGCGGGUGCACUGCGACCCGGGCGCCGCGGCGCUGAUGCAGCUGACCUCGGCCGUCCUGGCGGCGCUGACCCGCUCCGACCUGUCGCACCAGCGCUGGGGCGUGCUGCAGGACGUGUGCAGCUACCUGGUGUGCGUCGGCACGGUGGACAAGAUGGCGUCGUUCUUCAGCUGCGUGCAGGGCGGACCGGACCUGGACCCGCACCUCAGCGACUUCCUGGUGCAGAGUCUGCGCCUGCUGCGCACCAUGGCUGCCCUGCUCACCUCCAGGUACCCGCAGAGCACGCAGCGCAAGGACGCGCUGGACCGGACGGGCUUGAUCGCCACGCUGCAGGUGACUCAGCUGGCUGGCAUCGUGUCGAUGCUGUACUCGGUGCUGCUGCGCCAGCACUCGCCGGCCCAGCGCGGUCAGACGCCGCCGCCGCGACUCGACGACGCCGCACUCCGGCUGGCCACGGAGGGGCUGGCCACGCUGCUCCAGCUGGCCCAGCUCGACCUGCACAUGUUCCAGCUGUGUCUGGGCUUUGACGGCCGGUCGGUGGAGUUUCGUCACGUGACCAGCUACCUGCUGUGGUACUGCUCGCACCACGAGCGGCCCGACCUGCUGCACCUGGUCAUUCAGUCCACCGGCUACUUCGCCGUCCGCUGCUACGACAACCAGAUGGUGAUCCAGAAGGGCAACAUGCCGACGGUGCUGCAGCAGCUGCUGACGCUGCCGUUCAGCUACUUCAGCGACCCGACGCUGACGGCCGUGCUGUUUCCCACGCUGCUGGCCUGCAGCUUCGACAACGCCCAGACGCGCGCUAUCCUGCAGGAGGAGCUCAGCUUCCAGAUCCUUGAGGACUUUCUGAAGCACGAGUCGAGCCGGUCGUGUCACCUGGUGCGGGUGCUGCUGACGACGGACGAGGAGGGCGGCAGCGCGCGCUCCGACUGCGCCAGCAUCCGCUCAGCCAGCGUGGCCUCCUCGUGA